AGAAUGCGAACAUUCUUUUCGCCACGGCAUCGAAGUUGAUAAACACAAAAGAAAAUCUGCAGGGUGUAAUUAGCGAAAGAUUUGAAAAUGAACAACCUGUUUAUUGCUUGUGUUUCGUUUCUUCUUGUAUCGUUCGUCGUGGCUGAUCACCAUGCGCCAAAAUUUUGCUCCGAAAAUGCAACUGAGUGCAACUUGGCUGGCAUAAAUGUGACAUGUGUCGAAAGUUCAGACUGCGCCAAAGAGGUUGCUGAUGACAAAGCUGAUUUGACGUACGCAUCUGCAAACAAUAUGAUCAAAAACGUGGAUAAACUUCAAAUCGUCCUUAGCCAACAGUAUGACGGUGUUCCCGAAAAAUACGUGCUCUAUUACGGCCUAGCUGUUGUAAAGAAAGAUGCGACUUUUAAUUUCACUGAGUUGAAAGGCAAAGAUUCGUGUCACACCGCAGUUGGAAGAACAGUCGGAUGGAACAUUCCUGUUGGUUAUCUUCUUUACGAAAAAGAAAUGCCAUUAAUCAAUAAUGCGUAUGAAUCAGUUUCUAAAUUCUUUGGCAAAACGUGUGCUCCAGGCGCUGACAAACUUGACGCAAGUGAAUCGGUAAAGAAAGAUCUUUGUAGUUUGUGUUUAAAUGAAAUAUGUAGCACCACAGCAAGCAACACAUACCUGGGCUACGUGGGUGCAUUCAAAUGUAUGGCUGAUGGCAAUAAUAAUAACCGAGUUGGAUUUGUGAAGCAAACCACAGCAGAUGAAUACGUCAAGAAAUAUGGCGGUAAAAGGGAAGACUUCAAACUCUUGUGUACGGAUGGGAAAACAAAAUCUCUCGAUGACUUCCAGACAUGUAACAUUGAUAAAAGACCUAUUCAUGCUAUUGUUACAAGUUCAAGCAAAUCUGCAAAAGAUGUUAAAAAAUACCAAACCUUGUUCACAAAUGCCAACCUUGACGAUUUAAAAGCAGGUGGAAUGGCUUUUAACGGCACCAAAAGCUUGGAAACGUAUGCAAAAACGCUCGAAGAUUAUUUGAAGCCGUAUUCCCUCCAUUACAAUGAAGUGCAGAAGACAGAAAAAACAAACGAUGCGUCCACGGUUCUUGUUUCUUUCGCUUUGCAGAUCGUCGCCAUUUUUGCAUACACUCGUUUGAUAUAGUUUGAAACAAUACAUCUAUGUUGCAUUUCUUUUUCAUUUGUCAUUAGAACUAUAAACCUAAACGCUUUGUAAUUGUAGUUAAAGCAUGCAUUUAUAGUUAUUUUUUAGAUAAAAGAAAACUUACUCUGUUGCGGUGAACAGUUUUUUAAUGUUUUUCCCAGCUUUUAGAUUUAGGUUGGAUUGUUGCGUUUAGUUUAGAUUGCUGGGUCAAAGCAAAUAAACGCUUUGCUUCUAUUAGUAUUAUGAUCUCUAUAUACCUUUCAAAAACUGUAUGUGAUUUAUAUAAUAAAUAUUUCUAGUUUUGA
Molecule: messenger RNA, 1445 nt
Organism: Dendronephthya gigantea
Lineage: Eukaryota; Metazoa; Cnidaria; Anthozoa; Malacalcyonacea; Nephtheidae
Product: serotransferrin-B-like
Exons: 5
Coding region: 88-1140 (350 amino acids)
Biological process (GO): iron ion transport
Cellular component (GO): plasma membrane; recycling endosome; early endosome
Source: RefSeq, a predicted model, not a curated record